AUGGAUAGCGAGAUGGCUAGUACUGCUACUCAGAAAGGAAAACUAAGACAGCGGUUGUUGAAUAGUGAGCUAGACAUCAAUGUGCUAAAUGAACAACAACAGCCCAAAAUUCCCAUGCAGCAGCAGAUGGCAAUGGAGCAGGGAGGUGGGGUAUAUCAACAGCAAUAUCCACAAGCAUAUCCACAAGCAUAUGUGGCCAAUGGAGCCCAGUCGCAACCAUCGUUCCUUAAUAGUUAUGAAUCGCUCACCAACCAAGGCGCCAACGAAGGAGUACGAAAGGCUUCGUUGACGUCGCAGUCGAACAUGACGAUGAACAAAUUCUUUCGCCGUAAUAAGGGAGAUGGAGGGUUUGACGAGGAAACGGGUGCCGAUAUUAACGAUCUUACCAACGGGUCGAAUGUUUCAUUCGAUGACAUUUCGCAUAUUAGGGAUAGAGGGAAAUACGGAGUGAAUGGACCCCAUUUGGAUUCCACGCCGUUCAUACCCACAAUUGGAGGAGGUAUCGGGUCGGCAUCUGGAAAAUCCCUCAAUAAUAUCCAGUAUAGAAAACAGAUGAAUCACCAGAAGAAAAUGGCAUAUGCAUCUAACGCGAGGGCGAUGUCGUUGGCAGGUUCAAAUCCAAUGCAGCAAACUUCGGACCCGCGUGCAAUGUCAUUGAGCUCAUUUGGUAAUGGCAACGGACCUAGAGCAAUGUCUUUGAACUCAAAUGGAAUGAUGGCGAACGGGCCAAGGGCGAUGUCUUUGAAUAACCGUAUGCCAAUGCCACCUCCAGGAAAGGGUGGAUACAUGCCUCAAAAUGGUCCAAGAACUAUGUCUAUGAGAAAUAACGGGGCCCCAUUCGGUAAUGGCCCUUACAUGCAACCUACUGGAGGACCAAGAGCUAUGUCAUUGACAAAUGGGCCACCGGGACCUCGUGCAAUGUCCUUGACUAAUGGUAACCCUAUGAAUCAACAAUAUACUCCACGACCACACCCACAGCAGAUGCAACAGAUGCAACAACUAAAUCCUCAACAAAUGCAACAAAUGCAACAUAUGCAACAUAUGCAACAAAUGCAGCAAAUGCAACAACUGAACCCACAGCAAUAUGGAGGUUAUCAAACCAUGAAUCCAAACGCACGAGCGAUGUCGUUAAAUGGUGGAAAUCCUAUGAAUGAUCCAAGGUUUAAUCAUGCUGGUCAAUUCAGUAACUCGCAACAAAGGCAGAACAUGCCUCAUCCGAUGCCAAAUGGUCCUAAUCCAAAUAUGGCGCCUGAACCAAACCAGAAUUAUGCUCAAAAGUCGAAUGAUUCAUUAAUGAAUGUUCUAGAAGAAGAAGAUGAAAAUAAUACAAACUCACCAAAAGAGAACCAGGUAGUAUCCUCUAACAGAAGAGAAAAUAAUGGUGAUAAUACUAUUGAUGACGAUGAUGUGGUAUACAAAUUCGAUGAGCAUGAUGACGCUGGUCUGCUUUCAAGAAAGUCAACAUUAAAGAAGUCAAAUUCUAUGAAAUUACGUAAAUUGAAUUUGUUCAACAGUGAGACCCGCGAGCAACCUGAUAUUCAAGAAACAUCGUUCGAUGAAUCACCAAAUGAAUCCAGAAGGCUUUCUCAUUCCUCACAGACCUUACAUAACACUGGUAAUGACGUUUCUCCAUCGUUCAACUUAAGGAAAGCUAGAGGUGCGCGGGAGUCUAUGCUAAAUGAUGCAUCUAAUGAAGAAGAUUUAGCUCAACUAGAUGAACGUCAAGAAAAGUUUAAAUCACUUGGUGCUAAUGCUGAAUAUAAUGGCUCUAUUGCUAAUUCAUUAAAUAAGGAUGUGUUCGUUACGGCUAAUGAUUUAAUCUCUCCAUCCAAGGUAGGUAAAGGUGAUAAUAAUAAGAAAAGCCCACUUUUAAAGAAUACUGGUUAUGAAGAUAUAAACGAGAAUGAGGAAAAUUAUAUGAAGAAUGAUAAUGAUAUGUUAAAGAGAAGGGGUUCUCCUGAACCGAUCUCUAAUUCGACGUUGCCUAAUGAUGCUCAUUCAAACAUGCUUUCUAAACAACCAUCGAUUAGAUCGUUAGUCACUAAUACAGCGUUUGAUAAAUUCAGGGAGUCUCCUAGAAAAUCGAGUAAAACAUUACCUGAGCUACCUGCCUCUCCAACAAAUAGUGAUUAUGGCACCAAUGCUACCAAUACAACAAACGAAGAUCUCAAUCUGGAAGGAUCUUUCAGCCAGCCUAAGCAAAUGUUAGACGAAACCAGUAACUAUAGUUCGCUAUCUUCUCUUGUACAAUCACAAAAUAAUGCUAACCCAACGUCGUUUGAAAGAGCAAAUAUUAAUGCUGAACCUUUAGCAUCACAGCAAGCCUCAGAUCAAAGCAUAUCCAGUACUCCAAGGGAUAAUAAUGAAAACUCAACUCCUCCUACAACACAUAAUUCAAAUAUAUCAAACACCAAUUAUAAUGAUAAGGCUCAAACAGUUGACAGUAAUGUUGCUCAAGUUUAUCCUAAAACUGAAGGUAAGGAUCCAAGUAAUGAAAGACGUAUGUCAGCCAUAAGGAAUAUGAAUACCUCAGAUAUGUUGAGCUCACCAAUAGUUGAUGACAACAUAUUUGCUCCUGAAUCCGCUAGAAAAGAGAGAAGAUCUUCGAAAACCUUUUCACUUAGUAAUAAAUCUAAAAACAUUUUCAAAAGGUUUUCCAAAUCGGGCAAAAAGUCGGCUGAUGAAGAUGAAAGCUUUACUAAUGAUGAAGUUUCCUUUAAUCUGAACAGAAAUUCGAUCCAUUCUUAUAAUCAAGGUGGUAUUCAAGCCCGAAAAGCGUCAUCAGCUUCAAUUGGACAGUCAAGACCCGAGAAGCCUCUUAAAUUUACUAAGGAAGAAUUAGGUAUCAUGAAUUGCAAUAGCGAGUUAUUGAAUGACUUGCAAUUAGUAACUACGGAGUUGGCAUCUUCGAUAAAACGUGAAUUAGAAUUUGCGAAUAGGCUAAAGAAUAAUUCUAGCUCCCCUCUAGAAAGUAGUGACGAAUUGCGAAGUCAGUUACUUGGAAAGGCGAGGGUAAUCUCAGAUUUGCAAGAUAAGCUUAAUAAAGAACGAUCAUUAAGAUUUAUAUGUGAAGAACAUGCAUUAUUAGCUGAAAAUGGAACUUCACCAAGUCCUUUAAAAUUAAAUUAUGAAAAAACUGAAUUGUAUAAGCAAUUGUUGAUUAAAAAUGACUUAGUUAAUCAAUUGCAAGAUAAGAUCGAAGAGUCACAAAUGAAACAAAACCCUGGUGAUAGCAAUUUAUUAAUUAAGUAUAAUGAAUUGUUGGAAGAGAAUACAGAUUUGAAAUCGAAGGUUAUACCGGACUUAGAGAAUCGUAUUGAAGCCUCAAGAAAUGUUAGUAGUCUAAACAAUAAUAAGCUGUUGAAUUUAGUUAACAAUUGUACGGACCAUGAUAACGCGAAUAGCCGUGGUGAUUACGACGAAGAUUACUAUGAUGAUGAAUAUGAUCAAUCAAGAGAGCAUAUUGAAAUUUCUACCUUGAAGAAUCAAAGAGAAGAAUUGAGAGAGGUAGUCUCCAAGUUAUCUUCGAGUUAUAAUUAUGAAUUAAAAUUAGCUCAAGAAAAGAUCAAAAAUUUAGAAUUAAAGGUCCAAGACAUGAAUUCUAUUAAUAAUAAAUUAUCUCAAAGAUUAGAACCUAACCGUACCAUUAGCAGCGGUCAAAACAACCAUAAUAAUACUUCAAACUCGCCUUUAAAGAUUCUUAGCAAUAAUAAAGGAGGAAAAUUACAAGGUUUUGCAAUUGUUUCUCCUACAAAGAAGUUAUUUGACGAUUAA
This is a messenger RNA of Debaryomyces hansenii CBS767, 3774 nucleotides long. RefSeq lists its product as uncharacterized. Lineage: Eukaryota; Fungi; Ascomycota; Pichiomycetes; Serinales; Debaryomycetaceae. The transcript has a single exon. The coding region runs from base 1 to 3774 and encodes 1257 amino acids. The record is from RefSeq and is a predicted model, not a curated record.